AUGAUGAUGAUGAUGGAUACGUGCAAAGACACGCCGAACUGCUACAACCAGAACGGAAAAAAGAUCAAGGACUGCCCGUUCGACUACGCGACGACGCUGAUAUGAAAUGUAAAAAUGUCUGGGUCUGGAAACUUGUGAUGCUGGGUGGCGUCUCAUGAUGAGGCUACAAAUGCUGGCUCAGCAUGACAAGUUUCUGAGGUCCUAGGUGUUGCCUAUUCUGCAUGACAAACUGCGUUUCUGCAUCACAGAAGAAUGGGGCUCUGGGGUCACGUGCAUGACUACAGAUUUGAGAGUCAUGCCAGACAAGCAUGACAAACAUGCAUUCUUCCAGACCCAGACAUUUUUACAUUUGAUAUCUGAAGCAGAUUCCGAACUCCGGGAAGACCCUCGUGUCUGGUUGGGCCACUCCGAUGAAGUGCGGCUCCACGUACACGAACUGCGCUUGCAAAUACAACGGGGAGGAGCUGGCCAGCAGCGUUUACACGAACUUUCCCACCAGCCAGCCGGGGCAGUACAAGGAUCUUGCGUCGAUCAAGGUGUACGGGACCAGCUGCAACGCGUGGGACAACACCGCCGGCACCCCCUGGUUCGCGGGCUCCUGUCAAGGGAAGAGCUCCUACCCCCUCGACGCGAACCCCUGGUGCUUUGACCCGUGGUUAUGCAUUGCAAAAAUGUCUGGGUCUGGAAAGUUGAAACUUGUAAUGCUAGCUUUACAUUACUGAGAAAUCUGUGUUGCAUAAGCAACAAACGACGCAGCCACUUUUGUCAUGCAAAAACGUAGUUUCUCAUGCGGACUUCCUAUGAAAAAGCAGUCUGGAAAGUUGUCAUGCUGGGCUGCAUGCGGAAGUUUUUCCAUCAUCCCCAUUUUAGCAUGACAAGUUUCCAGACCCAGACAUGUUUGCAUUUGAUACUGGUGCUACGUCGACGAUACCUGCCCCUGGGGGGUGGCGUCUUCCGUGUUUGCCGGAACCGGUUCCCCCGCGGCCAAGUACUCGUACCAGACGUGCGGGUUCAAGGACUGCUACGCGAACUCGACCCUCACCGACGGGUUCGGUACCUGCCCGAACGAUCCGACCGGCACGCAGUCCAACCGCAUGGACAAGAAGAACGCCGGCACUAGCACCGGGGAUUGCGAAUGCAAAUACAUCGGUGGAGAACUGCCGUCGGCCUUGUACACCGGUAGUGCCUACUAUGGAAGGAAAAAAGUUGUUGUAGUCGGGCUCGAAAUUGCAUUACGCUGAGCAGACUGGUGUGCUGCAGUACUAGGGCCGGCAAGACAGACACGCUCUGUCAUGCGUAAACCGCAAAUUGCUCACCUGCUUUAGUUUUUAUGCAUUGUCUUUUGCCUGAAUGAAAAAGCGCUCUCCGGCACUUAUUUGCAGAUUUUUUUUGUCACGGAGCAGUAGACCAAGCCUGUGUUGCUGCAUCACUGCAAAUAAAGCAUGUCUUUGUAAAACCUGACGCACUUUUUUUCUUGGAUACGCCUGCCAACAUGACCAGCAUCAAGGUCUACGGCACGUCCUGCGCGGCUUGGGACAGCGUGAGCGGGAUACGCACGAAAAAAACUGUGUAAGUGUAACUUUGUCUUGCAGACGUUGCAAUACAGUCACGCUUGUCAUGCCGGAUAUGCAUCAGAGGCUAUUUCAAUGCAUGUUUUCGCGUAGUAGCUGCGCAUGACAGGUUUUCUGUCAUGCAAAACAAAUCUGUGAUGCUGUUCCCGCAAAAAAGUUAGACUUAAGCCGUUUUUUUCUUCGAUACGGGACCCCCUGGAAGCAGUACUGCCCCGCCGACGGGAAGACCGAUUUCUGCACCGCGGGGAACAACUACUGCCAAAUUCCCUGGUGCUACGUGGACCCCGUGAAGUGCUCCACCGGGAUCUCCACCACGGUCUUUGCCAGCAGCGGCACGGCCAUGGCGUAUUCCUACGACACCUGCCGCUCCGCGCCCGACUGCUACACCACCGCGGGGAAGACGGCGAACGCGGCCAAGUGCCCCUACGAUUUAUGCGUUGCAAAUAUGUCUGGGUCUGGAAACUUGUGAUGCUAAAAUGUGGUUGAUGGAAACACUUUCGAAUGCAGCCCAGCAUGACAACUUUCCAGAACGCUUUCUCAUAGGCAGUCCGCAUGAGAAACUGCGUUUUUGCCUGUACAAAAGAGGGCGCGACUUUUGUUGGUUAUGCAGUACAGAUUUCCUAGGCAUGGAAAGCUAGCAUUACAAACUUUCCAGACCCAGACAUAUUUGCAUUUGAUACGAUUCGAAGGAGAACGAGUUCUACACGCCGCAUGUUUGCAAACUGAAGGGCACGUUCUCCGACUGCUCUUGCAAGGCGCAGGGCACCAACCACACCACUGCGUUCUUGGACAUGUACCCGAUUACUAACCCGGGACAGUACAAGAACCUGGGUGUAUCUCAAGGAAAUUUAUUGAUAUUAUACCGCACCGCGCGUAGGCGUUGUACUACAUAUUUCCAUUGACAUGCUGUUUCAUCCGCAUGACACAGCCAAUGAUGAUGAUCGUGAUGCUUGUCGCAGCGUGUUUCGCCUGACAAGUCGCGUAGUGGGCGGCGGCUGUUAGGUAGUCCUUAGGUGAUGUUGUUAUGAUGCAUUUACUUCUAUCAUGUGGUCGUGCUCGUGGUGCCUGUUGUAGUUGUACCUGUGCGGCAAUACAAAUGAAUUUCGCAGUGCAUAUGGGGCCGUCGGCAUCUACGGGAGCUCUUGUGCGGCGUGGGAUCGCGUGCCCGACACGCCGUGGGUCAGUUACUGCCAGACGCCAGCCAACUUCGGAACCACGGACAACUGGUGCACGUCGCCCUGGUGUUACGCCGACGAGUCGUGCACGUGGGGGGUCCAGAGCAGCGUCUUCCAGGGAUCCCCCCUCGCAUUUUACUCGUACCAGUCCUAUCGCCCGAAAAUAAACCUGCUUCGCUUGUUGAAACUUGCAUAAAAAUUGCGGACGAGGAAUCUGUGUUUGAAGUCUCAGAGCCUUGCGAAUCAAUGUCCUUGUCUUCAUGUGUGAAGUAACAGCUAAGUCGUCUCUAUCAUGCAAAUUUUCACCAAAGUCCUCACAUCACUGAAGCAGUUUUAUUUUCCUGCCAUAACCCCUGCGGCGUAAACAAUUGCUACACGAUAUCCUAUUCAAAAACGUCCCCACCCCAUAGUUGUAAUGCAAAUCUGCAUGCUGAAAAUGUUUCUCAUGCGGAGCCCCAUGAGAAGCAUUUUCCAAUCGUGUUUUGCAAUAUGUCAUGCUCCAAUCGGCAUGGUAUGCUAGAUCUGUGAUGCUGCUGAGCUAGCUCAAACAGCACUACACUACGAAUCCAAAUUUGUCAUGUAAAACAGCCAAAGCUUGUGGAUUUGUCUAGCCGAUUCCCCAACUUGACUAUGGUGUGGGGACGUUUUUACUCAGGAUACACGAGCGUGCCGGGCAUCUCGUCCACCACUGCGACGGGGUUCUGCCCCAACGACCCCACCGGGACCAAGUCGAACAAGUACGACAAGGCCGGGUCCUGUGCGUGCCUGUUCGGCGGGGACAAAAUCAACUCGACCAUCACCGGCAGCUACCCGGCCUCCAACCCGGGCCAGUACCAGAACUUGAAAUUCAUCUCGUACUACGGCACCACGUGCGCCGCCUGGGACCAGAUGCCCGACACCCCCUGGUACAGCUACUGCCCCGCUUCCCAGAACGACGUGGCCGCCCACCUGGGCUGGUGCAGCAAGGACUACAACUGGUGUCAGGUCCCCUGGUGCUACGUGGACCCCAGCUGCCCCACCGGGAUCGCCAGUUCCGUGUUCGCGGGCUCCACGGCGGCGAAGUACUCGUACGACACCUGCCGCUCCGCGCCCGACUGCUACAACACGCCCUACGACACGCAGUGCCCGGCUGAUGCCAGCAAGCUGAACAACUGGCACACGGCCAAGGCCUGCGGUACGACGACGUGGGCCGCCUACCUGAUGAAGGGGUACGACCGCGCCACGUCCUUGGCCAGCUACACUCGCCAUUCCACCCCGGUCACGAUGAGCUUCGCGAUGGAUGUCGCCAGUUUGACGGCCGCCCAGAAGACCGCGGCCAAAAACAAGAUCACUUCCACGUUGUUGAGCAUUAUGUGCGGGCCGGUCUCCGGUACGGGCAAGACGUUCAGUGAUCUGGCCUCCUGCACCGGCGGACAAGUCCAGAACGGCAUCUACGCAGAAAUGGACGUGGCUUUCACGGGCGCGCUCGCUGCCCGCCGCGAACUUCGCAAGCAGCUGCGUCGGCAGUUGACGACCAGCUCGGCCGGGGCGAGCGGCUCAUUCAACUUGUACGCGGACGCCAACAGUGCCACGAACCUCGCAACGGCGCAGGGGCAAAUGACGGCUGCGGGGACCGCGGGAACGUUCGCCUCCGCCACCAUGCAAACGACGCUGCAGACCGCGCUGUCCAACGAUGCGGCCCUGUCCGGCGUCACCUUCACGGCCACGGUGGAUCCGUAUGAGACUGCACAACUGUACAGCCUCCCCCUCAUUUGUAAUGCAAAAUACCACAUUUUUCACACCUUGCCCGUAAGCACUGUUAGGCAUGACAAAUUUUGGGACCUCAAAUAGUACUACUACAAGCCGCCUGCAGAUUUGAUUUGUCAUGCGAAAGCCCCUUUUCUGCUGUUGCUUGUGUUGCUGUUCAUGCCAUACAAAUGAGGGGGAGGGGGACGCUGUGCACGCUCAUAAUCCAGUUACCGUGCCCACCACCACGGCGACCGGCGCCGCGCCCGUCGCCGGUUCGACCACCGCCACGACCUCGUCCUCCUCCAGCGAUGACGACAUGGACACCGGUGUGCUCAUCGCGAUCAUUCUCGGCGGUAUCGCUGGCCUCGCUCUGAUCGUUGUCAUCGUGCUGAAGGUGAUGGGGGCGGGCCCCUUCGCUGGUGGAGGUGGCGCGGCUGCUGCAAAGAAACCGGUUACGAGGGCGGAAGGCGAAGCUGCUCCUGCUGCCGCUGCUGCUGCUCCCGCUGCUGCUGCCGCUGCUGCUCCGCCGCAACUUGCAGCUGCAACGGAAGCCGCAGCUUCCGCCGACAAUCAGGUGUAAGUGCAAAAAUCGGGAAGAUUUCUCCUCAUGAAGUAGUAUGGUCAACAUACAGCUGCAUCUAAAGUACUAUCCCGCUUUUGUCCUCUACCUCGGAGAUACAAAAAAGUCUUUCCUCCAAAUGGAGUUUUGAAACAGGAGCAGGUAGAGGAUCCGAAAGAGGCGAUCACAUCUUUAUUCUAUGGUUAUAUCUAUGUAAAAAAUAGAACAAGAACUUCAACUCAAACUCUGAAAAGUCAAGCGCUGGGCCGAUGACUGGAAGUAAUUGACAAACUGAAAGAAUCGGCGACUCUUACAGUUUUGUAGUCAUAGGGGUGCACUCGCAUGACUGUGAACUAAGAAAAAGGAAAUGUCUACUCCUCGUUAGAGAAGAUCCAACAAGUAAGUCUACUUUCUUACUUCUCUACUAAACGUCUCAUCUGCAGACGCCGGCGUUGCUCCUUUUGCUUGCGCCCCCGGUCGUCCCAGUGGGCGACUAAUUAUCUAUACUUAAUCCCGAAUACACUACCGGCUUUUUGUUCUAUCAUUUCAUUCUUGAUCUCAAUAAACGCAUAUUACUAAAUAUUGUACAGUUAAACUGCUCUUGCGACGACCUAAGGACUUUAAUGCCGACAAAUCUAUUAUGUACAAUUUUGAAAAUUUUCGGCUGUAUUAGUUCUUCUCUGUUUGUUCAGUUUCUCUUGCGCCCGCAAAACCUCACAGGAUGUUCAUCUAAUUACUUCCUCUAUUUAUGUGUCACAUUUUCGACAUCAGUGCCAAAUUUUUCCCACUUUAUUUUUGAAUUUAAGGGAGCAUCAGUAUCGGUUUCAGUGCUGCGUCUCAUGAGCUUGCGUAAGGUAAGCUAAGUUGCAAGUCAAUUCUGACAUGGGCACUUGUAUUUGUGUCACCACGACGGUCCUACAUCGCCUAUGACGUAAGGGGUUUAACUUUUGCGAAAAACUUUGCCUUUGUUCUGAAAGGUCUCGACCUUACUGGUUCUGGCCGAAAUUUAAACUAACAACUAAACAAGACGGCGCAUUUGACGAACCAAAGCACAGACAAAUCUCUCCAAACACACGCAGCAGCGGUCUAU
Amoebophrya sp. A120 is the source of this 6123-nucleotide messenger RNA. NCBI's taxonomy places the organism in Eukaryota, Dinophyceae, Syndiniales, Amoebophryaceae. The record is from the annotation of a GenBank genome assembly.